This is a messenger RNA of Leptosia nina, 762 nucleotides long. The record is from the annotation of a GenBank genome assembly. Lineage: Eukaryota; Metazoa; Arthropoda; Insecta; Lepidoptera; Pieridae.
AUGACGUCACCGUUUCUGGUGGACAACAUUUUGCAUCAACAGAAAUCGGCGAUACACAGUCAAUACUUGAAUCAACAGUUGGAGUUCCUGCAACGCACCAAUUACGAGAGAUCAAGGGAGAAUUCGCCGGAAAUCGACGAAACGAAGAUGGCUGAACAGGACGACGAAAGAAACGAAGAGACCACAGACAAGGCGGACGAUGAAGACUCGAAGAGCGAAGAAGGUUUUAUUAAGAACGAAGUGGUAUAUUACAACCAUGAUUAUUAUAGAAGUGAAGAUCGUGAGAAGGAGGUUCUAAAUAUCCCUAAUGUAAAUCGACGGUGUCACUGCGGUUCGUUCGACUGUCCGCCGUUCUCCUGUAAGAAGUCGGGGAUCAGGCGACUCGAGGAGUUGGAGAAGCGAUUCAACCUUCACAAUUAUCAGGACAACUCAGACGAAGACGUUAGGGAGAAGACUGAGGACAUGGUUAAAAGUUGUGACGAUUAUAACGAACAGAAAAAACCUUUGUUGAAAUUCAGUGUUAGUGCUAUUCUGGGGGAGGAGACGGCGAAAAACAAUGUUAACGACAUGUUGCAACCACAUUUUGCCAUUGGAUUUUAUGUAAGCACAGGCCUGACAAUUCUGAUUACCUACUUAGGUAAUCAGAAUUGUCAGGCCUUGUCAUGCAUUUACCCUGCCGAAGCAAAACCUUUUGGAUGGGAUGUAAACCCACGACCACUUGUGCUUAUCCAGAGUGAGUUGCGGAGGCUGAUGUUGUUGUAG